GCAAUAUCGCGUUUUCGUGAAAGUUAAAUAUGAGAGUGAAUCUCACCUCGCGUCAAUAUUUUGGGUGUUGGCAGCAGCGCCUUGGUGACGAAAAUUUGAAUAAAUUUGCUGUAUCACACAUACGUAAACAUUAUGUUCUUGAGCAAAUUUGUCGACACCAAAUUCCGAUCCAAAUCUCUUAGUUUUAAGAGUCCAUUUCUUCUGUACGAUUUAUGUUUAUGUCACAUCAUUUUAUGACAAUCUAUGAACACAUUUCAUUUUGUGUUUUAAUUCGGCCUGAGUUGACUCCCAUAAUGGCGUCUUUAUUAGACAAACUGAGUGUAUUUGUUAGUGCUUAUACUGGAUGCUUCCGGUUGAACUACUCACGCAAAAAGAGCGUGAAUGAAGGCAUCAUUUACGGGUAUAAUGUCUGCGUGUUACAAUUUUCAUAAUUACAACGACGCUGAAAUAUGCGGCGGGUGAAAAUGAAUCUAAACGUUGUCAGCCUAAAGUUGUGGCGUGCGUAUGUUUGCCAAAAAGUAAUGGAUGGUUCAAAUCUCCACAUUUUUUAAAGGGAGCGCGCUAUUGGCUUGGAGGGAGGAGGGGUACAGGCUGUAGUCUUCUGAUCCGGCCCCCAGGAGGCUCUGCUUCCCCGGCUCCCUUUGUUCCGUCUCGCCGGUGUGGGUUGAGUCGGUUACGGGGAGGCUGCGCUCAUCCCCCAAUAAUCACAACAACAGCAGCAAAGCACCGAGGAGAAAACCCACAAGCGAGUGGGCGAGGGAAAAGAGCCCCGGAGGAAGUCACGCGAAGACGGGUGGUGCCUUUUGGGAAGAGACGAAGAAAGAAAAGUUGCUUCUGAUGCGUUCGCGGUCGCGGGCAAAAAGUCGGACAGACGAUUUGCAGGGUGCGAAAACGACACCUUGGGGAGACUUCAGGUCGUUUUUCGAUGCUCGCUUUCGGGAAGCUAAGUGCUAGCCCGUCAAACGGAUCCACGCGGCGGACUCUCCCCUUCUGCCACUCUAAGCAUCCAUAUUUACAUCCCCCCCAGCCCAGGGAGUGGCAUCAUCCCUUUUCCCUGGAAGGAAAAUUCCAAGUGGCUUCCCUUUAUAUCUGGACCCUCGUGUGAAUCACCCUGCAAAACAUGGAGGGAGGCGGUCACCACCUUCAAGUUUAGUGCCUUCACCAUUUUUUUUUUUUAAAUCAAAUAAACCAUGAACAUGCUCAAGUCCAGCGGUCUGAAGAUCCCCGGCCGCGGGCCCAAGCAUUCCAGCCCGAUGGGAAGGAACGCAACCUCCUGCUCCCCCGUGCCCCUCAAAGACAAUGCUCCGGUCAAGCCCAGCACGCCGCCCAAAGCGUCGGAGGAGGGCGACGAGGUGGCGGGCGACUACACGGUGGGCGAGCAGGUGUGGGUGAACGGCGUGAAACCCGGGGUCAUCGCCUACCUCGGGGAGACCCAGUUCGCCCCGGGCCAGUGGGCCGGGGUGAUCCUCAACGACCUCCUGGGCAAGAACGACGGCUCGGUGGGCGGCGUGCGCUACUUCGAGUGCCAACCCCUGCAGGGCAUCUUCACGCGGCCCUCCAAGCUCACGCGGCAGCCGGCGGCCGAGGGCAGUGACGGCCUCUCCGCCGAGUCCCUCUGCGCCCAUAAUCAGACCCUGCAAGGCGGCGGGGGCGCCCCCGUCGGGCCGCGGGCGGCGCCACCGCCGCCGCUCCGAGACGGCCUGCUCAACAGCGCCAUCAAGACGGGAAACGAGUCGGGCUCCAACAUGUCGGACAGCGGAUCCGUCAAGAAAGCCGGCGAUAAGGACCUGAGGGCGGGAGAUCGCGUUUUGGUGGGAGGCUCCAAGAUGGGGGUGAUUCGCUACAUUGGGGAGACGGACUUCGCCAAGGGGGAGUGGUGCGGCGUGGAGCUGGACGAGCCUCUGGGGAAGAACGACGGCGCCGUGGCUGGGACGAGAUACUUCCAGUGUCUCCCCAAGUUCGGCCUGUUCGCUCCCAUCCACAAGGUGAUCCGCAUCGGCUUCCCGUCCACCAGCCCGGCCAAGGCCAAGAAGAGCAAACGCGUGGCCAUGGGGGUGUCGUCGCUGGCCCACAGCCCCAGCAGCUCGUCCAUCAGCUCCGUCAGCUCGGUGGCCUCGUCGGUGGGCGGCCGGCCGAGCCGCGCCGGCCUGCUGACGGAGACGUCGUCGCGCUACGCCCGCAAGAUCUCGGGCACCACCGCGCUGCAGGAGGCGCUGAAGGAGAAGCAGCAGCACAUCGAGCAGCUGCUGGCCGAACGCGACCUGGAGCGCGCGGACAUGGCCAAAGCCACGAGCCGCAUCGGCGAGGUGGAGAAGGAGCUCAGCGCCCUCAAGUCGCAGCACGUGCAGUACGUGUCGGAGAACGAGGGCGCCCUCCAUCAAGUGACAGCCGCCUUGGCCGGCAUGCAGAAAGCCAAGGUGGAGCUGGCCAAUCAGCUGGAGGAAGAGAAAAGGAAAGUGGAGGACCUUCAGUUCCGAGUGGAGGAGGAGUCCAUCACCAAAGGAGACCUGGAGGGAAGAUGCAAGCAUGACUCCUCAUCCUUGGGGUUGGGUAAGAUGACCAAGCAAACCACGGUGGAGGAGCAGAGUCGCAUUGCGCAGCUGGAGGAGGAGCUCAGCCGAACCAGGGCCGAGAUGGAGACCCUGCGGGUUCGGCCGCCGGGCUCCGCCGCCGCCGCGGGGCCGAGCCCCACCGCCACCCAAGCGCUCGACUCGGAAGCUUUGGCGGCCAGCCGACAGGAGACCGAAGCCCUUAAACUGCUGGUGGAGAAACAGAGUCAGGAGAUCUGUGAGCUGAAGCUGAAGGUCCAGCAGGCCACCAAGGAGAACAUGGACAUGAUGGAUGCCUGGAAGGCUAAAUUCGACUGUCUCGUGAGCGAUCACCAGCAGUCACUGGAGGAGCUGAAGGCCUCCUUCUCCGGCGGCCAGUCCGCACCCGAGGGCCAAGAGCCGGGUGUCCAGGAGCUGCGGGCCGCCCUGGAGGGCCUGAAGAUGGAGCACCAGCUUGAGGUGGAGAACCUCAAGGCCAAGUACAAAAUUGAAGCCGCCAUCCUCACCAAAGAACGGGAGGACCUCUCCGCUCGGCUCCAAGACGCCAAGGAGCAAACCAGUCGGGAGGCCGCGGAGGAGGCCUCCGACAAACUGCAGAGGGCUGAGAAGAGGCUGGCGGAGAUGGAGGUGCUUCAACGGGAGCGCGACCGAAGCGCCCGGGAGCUGAGGGAACAGCUGGAGAUGUCCGAGAACAAGGUGUCGGAGUACCGAGCUUUGCAGGAAGUCAACCGGGAGGAGGUCCAGAAGCUGCAAGAGAAGCUGAGGGUGACGGCCAAUCGGCUGCGGGCCAUCCAGACCGACCGCGAUGCUCACGUGAUCGAAGACAACCACCUUUCCGACGAGAAGCUGAAGCAGAACAUUGAAGAAAUCACGGAGAAGCUGAUGAAAAGGGAAAAAGAGGUUUCCACUCUCACCUCCCAAGUCGAAGCGCUCAAAUCUCAAAUUGGAGUUCUCGAGGGCAAAGUUCGUACGGGGGAAAGGAAGGCCGAAGCGCUGGCGCGGGACAAGGUGCGCGUGGAGACGGAGCUUGAGUCCAUGACCAGGAAAUCCCAUGAUGCCUCUGGGCAGCUGCUCAGCAUCGGCCAGGAGCUGUUGAAGAAAGAGGGGAGCCUAAACGAGUUGCGAGUUUUGCUCCUGGAGUCGCGUCGCCACUCUCGUGAGAUGGACAAAGACCUCAACCGUGAAAUGCGCAAGGCCGAGUGGAAGGUGAAGGAGCAAAAACUGCAGGAUGAUAUCAAGACGCUACGGGACAAACUUUUGAUGCUGGGCCGUGAGAGAUUCUCCCCGGAUCACCGCCGUCACUCCAUGCUGGAUCCUUCGGCUCUGGACUCUGAGGUGACCCGCCUUCGCCAGCAGCUGCUCGGCACCGAAGACGCCCUGCGAACGGCCUUGGAGCACAAUCAGCAGGUGGACCAGCUGGUGCAGGCCAUGGGCAAGCAUCCGGAGAAAAGCCCGAUGCACGGAGCCCGCAAAUCAGCCAACGGUAUUCACCACCAGGAAGCCGACAGCACUCAAAACGAGCAGCACUGAUGGUGAAAGCUGAGAAUGGAUCAACGAGGACUCGAGAGGAACGUCCGAACCUGCCACGGACGCAUGAAGUUGAUACCGUAACCACGCAUGGUCGCCGAAAAAGCACCUUUUAUUGAGUUGCAAGGACCAAGUACUGUAAAUUAAACGCCUCAUGGGAUUCUAGAUCGAAAUUAGCUACCCACGAAGGCAACUUUCCUUGUUUUGCAGUUGCGGGAAUGCCUCGAAUCCAAGAACUUUUACCACUGGGUCACUUUUGUUUGUUCUUUUAUUUAUUACGUUGAAAUAAUCUACCGCGAGACUCGCAGAGAGUGCAGAAAGAUUCCUGUGUGCUUGCAGGUUGAAGUGGCCAUGCGGAAGGGUCUGCGUACCUGUAAAAUCAUUCACGAGUAUGAUUGACUGGGUAUGAAAGUGACAUUUCAAACAAAACAUGUCCAAAACUUUGCUGAGCCUGGGAUAAAACGUUUUUAUUUUUCUCCUCAAAAGAACAUGUCACAGUUCAUACAGGUGAUAAAAUAAAGUAGCGCCACUUGGUUCAUCCAGAUUCGAAUUUGGACACCAAGGUCUCACUGGUUGUACCUGUGACAGUUCGAGAGGGAAACCACGCUAUGUUUACAAUGAUUGGACUCAAAAUGCCACAGCUCAUACAAUGACCCCAAUAAAAAAAAAAAAAUUUAAAAAAGAAGCAGGUAUGUCCACUUCUGGUAUUAGUCACCAAGGUGACUAGUUGCACCUGUUCCAGAGCCGGUAAGACGUCAAUCAAUGUAUGGUAUGCAUGAUUGGACUCCUCACUGUUGAAAGUGCCACCUUAGUGCCAGGCAUGGAUGUUGCAAUCAUAUUGGGUAUGGUCCUAAUCUGUAAAAAUCAAGGUGCCAAAAUUAACACAUUUGAUGGUAUCACCCCAAAAACAAGACCACUUAAGGUACGCUAAUGAACACCGGACGGCUACUGUCUGUAUCUGUUCCAGGGCUAAAAAGCCUGUCAAAUGCAAGGCCCCAGUGACAAAUAAAUGUACACAUGUAAGUUAUGAAAAUACUUUUCUCUCAAAGUGCAGGAAGAAGAACAGAAUGGCUGGUGGUUUCUUGGGCUCAAACCUGCCAGCAUCCAAGGUCUUCCGGCUGUUUUCAACCGUUUUGUGGUUUGUAGUUGGCUGUCGUACUGUAACGGGAACGCUCAUGAUCGAGAUUACUGCCGCAAUGCUUUCCCAGACUAACUCAUUAAAUAUUUACAACCCAAAA
Messenger RNA from Hippocampus comes (tiger tail seahorse), 5314 nucleotides. RefSeq names its product CAP-GLY domain containing linker protein 2 (gene clip2). Gene Ontology annotation, biological process: cytoplasmic microtubule organization. The record is from RefSeq and is a predicted model, not a curated record. Bases 1191 to 4079 code for a protein of 962 amino acids. Lineage: Eukaryota; Metazoa; Chordata; Actinopteri; Syngnathiformes; Syngnathidae. Gene Ontology annotation, molecular function: microtubule plus-end binding. The transcript is spliced from 19 exons. Gene Ontology annotation, cellular component: cell cortex; nucleus; microtubule plus-end.